AGCGCGGCAGUUCCCGUGAAUCGGCACAGUAUCGAUGCUGCGUCCGAUGUGUGCUUGUGUUUCGUCGGACCUAUUACGCCCGGAUUCGGAAAUGGAUGGAUGGAAAAUGAAUAACAAUUUGUCCACAUUUACAAAGCAGCCAACAAGGACGAAGGCUCAAUUCGUCCAACGUCAGUAUGCAAAUAGAAUCCAAUCUCGCCGUAUAGUCAAUGGUACUAGAGUACAACGAAUGGCAGCCAGAAUGUUUGCCGGCCCCGUACCAUCAGGCCGUACAACGAAAAUAAAAAAGGAUAACACACGCCGCACUGACAAGGUAAUUGCUCCACGGUCUCUUCAAAAUUGUUACGUAGAACAAAACAAUAGAAAUGGUUCGGACCAAAACGGGCACAACAGGACAAAAAAGCCACAGAAAGGUGGCAUAAUCGCCGGAUCCUCAUCUAGUAGCAAUGAUGAGGUGAAGAACAUCACUGACACAUUACAAUCAUCACGUGACUCUCGUCUCCGCGUGCAGGCCAGAAUAAAUUAUGCAGAAACGAAACGUAAAAAUCCAAGCAAAAAUCAAAGAGCAACAAAUCAGAAAAUCAUCAAAGAUCAAACCAAAGCGCAAAAAAAGGAAUCAUUGACAAUCAGAGAAGAACAAGCGGAUCCGGUGGGCGUUAAUCAAAAUAGUGAAUGUGAUAGUCCCAUACGUGGAGUUUCGGCUAAAGCCCUUGUUCCUAGUAACUUACAAUUAACUGUACAGGAAGAGCAGGGUAGCAAGCUUGUAAUAAUGGGAAAACGUACGUUGUUGGAUGGCACAGUUGAAUAUCUUAGCCGCAAACGUUUAUAUUUUUAGUGAUUAUACGUAUAAUCACUUUGCAACUUGACUUCUAAAUUAUUUUAAUCAUGUUCUAUUCUGAUAUAAUGUUCUAUUACUUAUUAAUUAUUUACCACAGACGAAUUUGUGAAACAUGAACUAUGGUGCUGUGAUACCAAUUAAAACUUAAGCAUUGCUCAGCAAGCAUUGAAAAAGAAUCUUGCGUUCCUACUGUCGACAGUUAUUAUGAUCUCUUCGGCAGAUAUUAAAACAAAUUAUGAACUAUUCUAUUGAAUUGAAGUUUUUGAAUUCUAUUUUGUGUUAAAAUUGAAUGUUCUAUAACUAUUACUAUUAUUUACCAUUGUUUUGAAUAGAUGCUUUUUAUUUAUCACAGACGAAUUUACUAACAUGAAUUAUUGUCCCGUGAUUACAAAUACCACUAAAUAGUUAGAAUUAAGUUUGCGUUCCUAUUUUCGAAGUUUGUUUCAAUCUCUACAGAUAGAUAAAACAUACAUCUUUCUGCUUUAUAGUAGUUCUCAUAAAAUCAUAUCUAUUUAUAAACAUUUCCAAAUUGCUCAAAUCAUGGUACAAUCAAUCAUGGUAAUCAUGGUACAAACAGGCGCGUUAGUUAUAUCAUGGAAAUUCAUUCAACGGUUAAACGGCAAUCAUUGUAAUCGGGUUCCUUCAUUGAUUGCUAUCAGUAUUUCACUGUUUAAAACAGAGUAAAACGAAUCUUGCACAAAUGUUUCGCUAACACUUGCUACUUGCGUUCCUAUAUUCAUGAUCAAUCAAUCAUGGUAAUCAUGGUACAAACAGGCGCGUUAGUUAUAUCAUGGAAAUUCAUUCAACGAUUAAACGGCAAUCAUUGUAAUCGGUUUCCUUCAUUGAUUGCUGUCAGUAUUUUACUGUUUAAAACAGAGUAAAGCGAAUCUUACACAAAUGUUUCGCUAACACUUGCUACAAUAAAUACUUCUAAAAUGUAAAUGCGCUUUUCUCAGUACUUACGUGCAUUUCGCCGAGAAUUAUUCGAGAAUUAUUAUUCGUGAAUGUGUUGACUUUGACUUUGAC
This is a messenger RNA of Anopheles bellator, 1864 nucleotides long. RefSeq lists its product as uncharacterized. The record is from RefSeq and is a predicted model, not a curated record. NCBI's taxonomy places the organism in Eukaryota, Metazoa, Arthropoda, Insecta, Diptera, Culicidae. The transcript is spliced from 2 exons. The coding region runs from base 35 to 835 and encodes 266 amino acids.